Messenger RNA from Corylus avellana, 940 nucleotides. Its product is annotated as Mitochondrial ribosomal protein L37. Gene Ontology annotation, cellular component: mitochondrial large ribosomal subunit. NCBI's taxonomy places the organism in Eukaryota, Viridiplantae, Streptophyta, Magnoliopsida, Fagales, Betulaceae. Gene Ontology annotation, molecular function: structural constituent of ribosome. The record is from RefSeq and is a predicted model, not a curated record.
GUUCUGAUCGAAAGAGGAGCCUGCAAAUCUCGAACCAGGAAUCUGUGAACAUUCAUGCAGGAGGGGGAGGAACUUGGAUACUAGUCAGUUCAUGUAAACUUGAUUGUAGAAGAGUAUGGACCUGAGUCUUCCUGUUUGGACCUGAUACCUCCCUAUAUUCGUUAACAUUAAUGUUGCAGGGAUAAAGUUAUGGCAAUGAACCAUGUCAGAUCGAUUAGAAGCAUUACCAUUAGCAAGGAGGCAAUUGCAGUGGUAUGUCGACGAACAUAUUCUAGUGGUAAAGCAAAGAAAGGCUCUAAAGGGAGCGCAACAAGUGAUGCACCAAAAGCAUCACUUCUUAGCAAAGAAGUCAAGUCUACAACAGUGGUUGGUGCCAAUAUCCUCAAGGAUGGAGCAGAUCCCCAGAUCCUGCCUGAUUCUGAAUACCCUGAUUGGCUGUGGCAUUUGAUCGAUAAACGCACAGCAUUGAGUGAAUUAAGGAGGAAGAACAUUGAAAAUCUCCCUUAUGAAGAUCUCAAACGCUUUGUUAAGCUGGACAACCGAGCAAGGAUCAAGGAAAACAACUCCAUUAAGGCCAAGAACUGAUAAACAAAAUGUGUUAAGAGGCAUUAUUUCUUUGUCAAUUGUAAUUCAUUUUCAUCUUCUGGGAUUCCUUUGAGUGAUUUUACUUGCUUGUCGGGAUAUCAAAUGGGCUUGGAACAGAGAAGAAAUGAUUUAGCAUUCUCUGUAGCUUCCAACACUUUUUUGUUUACCAUUUAGAUUUACCAUGUGUAAUGAUACAAAAAGAUUUGAUAUGUUAUCGCUAUCAUUGUGGCAGAACCCUACCAUGGUAGUAUCUUUUGCUCAACGCCAUUAGGAGAACAGGUUUUACAUGUACUUAUUUUAUUGGCCUUGAUUUUCUAUUAUUUUCUUGCUUUAUGGAAGGGAUUUGUUCUUGAUU